GAAAUGACCAACUUCGUUUCUGGUGUAAUCACAUAUUAGUAUUACCCGACAGACUAAUGCUUCAAAAUACUCCAAGUACAGUAAGACCUGGUUUUUGCUGAUGUUUCUUACGCAUCUUGAGUCAAGACACCGCCAGGUUUUUCUCGUGAUCGGCGGUGGUAAGGUAACAUUUAAGCUUGAGAGUGCAGCAAGACAGUUUGGCGGCUUGGCGGGCAAGGUUCACGAUCCCCGAGGGUUAGGGUUUUGAGAUGCCCCUUUAUCGUUGCCGGAAUGCCCAGCCACUCUACAAAAAAAAACCCCCCGAAGCUGCAUCAACGGCCGGAAAUCACCAGCUUGGCGGUCUCCUGGCGCAUUUUGAGAGCAAACAAGGCCAUGGCGAAUGCAUCUCACCUGUCAAAAUUUCGAGCUCGAAUUUCCGAGACGGAUCUGAUUGGAAAAUUAUUAGCUACUUGCUACUUAGUCUGCUUCUUUGCUUCUUAUUCUUACUCUUUUUAUCUUUUUCUUUGGUUCGCUUGAUAUAGGUUCCAAGUCUAAUAACAGCUGGUCGGCAAGAGACUUCUGCAGGAUCUGUUCGUACCCCAGACUCUUCCCCGUUUUCUGCACCUACCAAGUGUUCAAGCCCACCCGGAACCCCACUCCACCAAGGAGAACUGAACCAAAUCGAGCAGGACCGUAACAAGCGUAAACAUGCUUCAGGGCUGCGCAUGGAUUCAUCAUUUCAACCCGAUCCACCUCCCAUAAUCGGGUAGGCAGCUCGCUGCACAUCUCAGGGACAAUCCGAUGACGACGAUGGCGUAUAUAAUUGUGCCCUUUGGCGGCUGUUUGCCCGGGGCAAACGGGAGGACAGUGGCCCUCGUUCGCAGCUUGGUCCCAGUCCCUUCGCAACAGCAGCAGCAGCAGCCAUCAUGAAGGCCUUCAUCAUCACUAUCCUCAUUGGCGUUGCCACUGCACUCGACGUUGUCCCUGGCAGCUACAUCAUCCAGCUCAAGCCAGGCACAUCCGCCUCGGCGCACCACCGAGCUGUGCGUUCUCUCCUGCGCAAGCUUGACUCCACAAUCCAGUCUUUCAGUAUCGGCAAAGACUUCAACGCCUACGCGGCCACAGCACUCUCUACCGAGGACGCAGCCGCCCUCUCGGGACGUGAUGAUGUGCUCUUCGUCGAGCCCGACUUUUAUAUCAGUGUACGUCGUCGACACGGGAAUCCGCAUCUCGCAUCAGGAGUUCGAGGGCCGCGCCCGAUUUGGCUUCAGCGGCGUCACAGGCGGCACCGCAUUUGAAGAGGACGGGGACGGACAUGGCACUCAUGUGGCUGGUACCGUAGCGGGCAAGACAUAUGGUGUUGCCAAGAAAGCACAAGUUGUUGCUGUCAAGGUGUUUGGAUCGGAUGGCACUGGCCAAGCUUCAUGGCUUUUGGCCGGCAUUACAUGGGCAGUCAAUGACAUUCUCGCCCGCAAUGCUGUCUCGUCAUCGGUUAUAAACCUUUCUUUGUCGACUAAUGGGCCCUCCACUAGCCUCGAAGGGGCAGUUCGUGCUGCCUGGAAUCAGGGCAUUGUCAGUGUAUCGGCGGCCGGAAAUUCCGACUCGCCUGCAGCAAACCUCAGCCCAGCGCGCAUUGCCGAGACGAUUACGGUCGGUAUGACGCGCGCCGACCGCCGGCGUUCCCAGAUCAUCCCUAACAUCUAUGGAAGCAACUGGGGCCCCGAGUUGGACGUUUUUGCGCCCGGAGAAGAGAUUCUCAGUGCUGGCUGGAGGUCUGACACUGACACGCGUACCACCACCGGUACCAGCAUGGCCACGCCUCUUGUCGCAGGCUUGAUCAGCUACCUGAGGGCACUCGAGGGCGGCCUUGCCAGCCCCAGUAGUGUCAAGGCCAGGCUUGUGGCCUUGGGUCACAAAGGAGUAGUGACAGACCCCAAAGGCUCUCCAAAUGUACUGGUGUACAAUGGAAGCGGCAGGUAGAUGUAUGUGCGUGUGUAAGCAUGUAUAAAAUGCCAUUUUAAUUCAGCGUUGUCUCUCUUCCUAUCGGCUGAAUACUGCCGAACAUCCAUCCAAUAUCAACUUUUGGUUGGGGUAAAGUUACUACACAUCAAACCCCGCAAACAACCGCAAAUCAAAGUCGAAGGAUAUGCAUCGUAUCCUUCUCUGCCCCCCCC
Molecule: messenger RNA, 2153 nt
Organism: Pyricularia oryzae 70-15
Lineage: Eukaryota; Fungi; Ascomycota; Sordariomycetes; Magnaporthales; Pyriculariaceae
Product: alkaline proteinase
Exons: 3
Coding region: 1144-1959 (271 amino acids)
Biological process (GO): proteolysis
Molecular function (GO): serine-type endopeptidase activity
Source: RefSeq, a predicted model, not a curated record